CCAGGCCGGGCGGCUCUGCUCGGCAUCUGGGGACGCUCGCUGCUCUCUGCGCCCGGCCCAGCUUCUUUCAAAAUGUCUACUGUUCAUGAAAUUCUCUGCAAGCUCAGCUUGGAGGGUGAUCACUCCACACCCCCAAGUGCUUAUGGGUCCGUCAAAGCCUACACCAACUUUGAUGCUGAGCGGGAUGCUUUGAACAUCGAAACGGCCAUCAAGACCAAAGGUGUGGAUGAGGUCACCAUCGUCAACAUUUUGACCAACCGCAGCAAUGCACAGAGACAGGACAUCGCCUUCGCCUACCAGAGAAGGACCAAAAAGGAACUUGCAUCAGCGCUGAAGUCAGCCUUAUCUGGCCACCUGGAGACGGUGAUUUUGGGCCUAUUGAAGACACCUGCUCAGUACGACGCUUCUGAGCUAAAAGCCUCCAUGAAGGUAGAUGGGUGUGCAAUGUCAUCUCUGUCAAAUCUGCUACUAAUAUUUGUGAAUUACAGCAUUCUAAAUGUUAAUUAGGUGAUUCUUCAGUUUUACGAUCUGGAGAAGGACAUUGUUUCUGACACAUCUGGAGACUGCAAGCUGAUGGUUGCCCUCGCAAAGGGUAGAAGAGCAGAGGAUGGCUCAGUCAUUGAUUAUGAACUGAUUGACCAAGAUGCCCGGGAUCUCUAUGAUGCUGGAGUGAAGAGGAAAGGAACCGAUGUUCCCAAGUGGAUCAGCAUCAUGACCGAGCGGAGUGUAUGCCACCUCCAGAAAGUAUUUGACAGGUACAAGAGCUACAGCCCUUAUGACAUGUUGGAGAGCAUCAAGAAGGAGGUCAAAGGGGACCUGGAGAAUGCCUUCCUGAACUUGGUCCAGUGCAUCCAGAACAAGCCCCUGUACUUUGCCGACCGGCUGUAUGACUCCAUGAAGGGCAAGGGGACUCGAGACAAGGUCCUGAUGAGAAUCAUGAUCUCGCGCAGUGAAGUGGACAUGCUGAAAAUCAGGUCUGAGUUCAAGAGGAAGUACGGCAAGUCCCUGUACUACUACAUCCAGCAAGACACUAAGGGCGACUACCAGAAAGCGCUGUUGUACCUGUGCGGCGGGGACGACUGAAGCGCCCGGGAACGGUGCUCGCCGCGCUUCCAGCUAACACGCCUAGAAAACCAGCUUGCCGCUAACAGCCCUGUGGCCGUCCCGAGAGGAGGGCGUCAGCGUUGCCCCCAGCCUUAUCUUAGCAGCCCGAGCAUUGCCUGGCCUUCCUGUCUAGUCUCUCCUUUAAGCCAAAGAAACGAACAUUCCAAGCAGUUGGAAACGGCGUCUAUGAUGUGAAACACUCUGCCUCUUGUGUACUGUGUCAUAACCAGGUGAAUAAACUGAAUUUUUACUUUAAAGACAA
This is a messenger RNA of Microcebus murinus (gray mouse lemur), 1366 nucleotides long. Lineage: Eukaryota; Metazoa; Chordata; Mammalia; Primates; Cheirogaleidae. The record is from RefSeq and is a predicted model, not a curated record.